This is a messenger RNA of Olea europaea var. sylvestris, 2428 nucleotides long. RefSeq names its product glucomannan 4-beta-mannosyltransferase 9. The transcript is spliced from 9 exons. Gene Ontology annotation, molecular function: mannan synthase activity. The coding region runs from base 568 to 2157 and encodes 529 amino acids. NCBI's taxonomy places the organism in Eukaryota, Viridiplantae, Streptophyta, Magnoliopsida, Lamiales, Oleaceae. The record is from RefSeq and is a predicted model, not a curated record. Gene Ontology annotation, cellular component: Golgi apparatus.
AAAUCUCAUUUUAAAAAAGAAGAGAGAAAAGCAAACCUAAACCUGAAGCCAAAGCAGAGCUUCUAUAAAGAGAGAUUCUCUCUCCUUUUCUCCAUAUCCCUCCCUCCCUCUCUCCCUCCAUAUCUCUCUCUUUUUCUUUCAGCAUUGCUUCCUCUCUUCUCUCUCUCUUUCGGCAUUAUUACAAGCUACUGGUGAGGAUGUCUUGGGACAAAGAGACUGAAGGGUUAGAUCGUGCUGAAUAAUCAUUUUCUUCCUUGGACGCUAUAUACUGUCGUCUAAUUCACCUUUCCAAACGUGUGUCACGGAAGUUUCUGCAUUGGUUUUUUUCUGUAUAAUUACUGUGGAAGUUUUGAGCCAGUGAUUUCUGACAUUCCAGCUCUACCUCCAUUUUUUUCUAGCGUCCUUCAGAAGCAAAACAAUAUAAAUAUUCUUGCAGUUUUGGCAAAGACAAACCCUAUAUAUACACAGGCAGAUCUUCACUUUUCUAUCUAGCCCCUGUUUUCCUCAGUGUUUUCCCUAUCCCCUGUUUUUUUAAACUCCCAGACACGGCAAAAAAACUCGUAAGAAAUGGACCAGAUUACAUCCACGACGCCAUUUGGGGGAGCUGGAGAUGAUAUCAGCGAGCAAUUUAGCAUAAUUUUGGGUCAGAUCAAAGCCCCAUUGAUCUUCCCUUUGCUUAAAGUUGCUGUAUUUUUAUGCUUGAUAAUGUCAGUCAUGUUGUUCAUUGAGAGAGUUUACAUGGCAAUUGUCAUCACUAUCGUGAAAAUUUUUGGUAGAAAACCAGAAAAACGCUACAAACGGGAGCCACUCAGAGAUGAUUUAGAGCUGGGAAAUUCAGCUUAUCCCAUGGUUCUUGUUCAAAUCCCAAUGUACAAUGAAAAAGAGGUAUAUCAACUCUCAAUUGGGGCUGCAUGUGGCCUUUCUUGGCCGUCCGAUCGUAUAAUUAUUCAAGUUCUGGAUGAUUCAACGGAUCCUCUAAUCAAGAAUCUGGUAGAAUUGGAGUGCCAAAGGUGGGCAGGCAAGGGAAUUAAUAUCAAGUAUGAAAUUCGUGACAACAGAAAUGGAUACAAAGCUGGAGCAUUAAAAGAAGGAUUAAAGCACCCCUAUGUGAAACUAUGCGAUUAUGUAGCAAUUUUUGAUGCCGAUUUUCAACCCGAACCCAAUUUCCUCUGGCAAACUAUCCCUUUCUUAUUUCAUAAUCCCGAGCUUGCUCUAGUUCAGGCCCGUUGGAAGUUUGUAAAUGCCGAUGAAUGCUUGAUGACAAGAAUGCAAGAAAUGUCACUAGACUACCAUUUUACUGUGGAGCAAGAAGUAGGAUCAUCUACCUAUGCUUUUUUUGGCUUCAAUGGGACGGCUGGAGUUUGGAGAAUCGCAGCCAUUGAUGAAGCAGGAGGAUGGAAGGAUCGAACAACAGUUGAGGAUAUGGAUUUGGCUGUCCGAGCUAGUCUUAGAGGAUGGAAGUUUUUGUACCUCGGUUCCCUCAUGGUGAAAAAUGAAUUGCCAAGCACAUUCAAGGCUUAUCGCUAUCAGCAACAUCGUUGGUCAUGUGGACCUGCCAAUCUUUUCAGAAAAAUGUUUAUGGAGAUUGUAAAAAACAAGAAAGUGUCUUCGUGGAAGAAGGUUCAUGUAAUAUACAAUUUCUUCUUCGUCAGAAAGAUCGUAGCCCAUAUAGUCACAUUCGUGUUCUACUGUGUUGUAUUACCUGCAACAGUAUUAGUACCUGAAGUUGAGGUUCCGAAGUGGGGAGCAGUAUACAUACCUUCCAUCAUUACCUUACUCAAUGCAGUUGGGACUCCGAGGUCACUCCAUUUGCUGGUAUUCUGGAUCCUGUACGAGAAUGUCAUGUCACUACAUCGGACUAAAGCUACCUUCAUUGGCUUAUUGGAGGCAGGGAGAGUGAAUGAAUGGGUUGUCACCGAGAAACUUGGCGAUGCUCAUAAGUUAAAAUCAGCCGCUAAAGGUUUCAAGAAACCUCGACUGAGGAUCGGAGAGAGGCUCCAUCUGUUAGAGCUUGUUGCGGGUGCUUACCUCUUUUAUUGCGGGUGCUAUGACUUUGCAUUUGGAAAAAACCACUAUUUCAUCUACCUCUUCGCUCAAGCAAUAGCCUUUUUCAUCGCCGGGUUUGGUUAUAUUGGGACAUUCAUUCCCCAGUCUUAGUGCGUUGGGCGGUGUCGUCUUCAGAAAUCUCUCUUCGCAGUUUCUUCUUCUGCUCUCACAUUUUUCACCUAUACUAUACUACUUUUUACAGUUCUUCGCUUGUAGAAAGAAUGCUGUUAUUCUUUUAGGUUAAGCAUAAGAAUUCUCGAAAGAAUUUGUUCUCUUGUGUAUAUUGAACAAGUGAUCACAGAAGCUGGCGUUUGUGUCCCAAAUCACAAUGUAAGAUAAAAGUUUAUGAUAAUGAAAUUUUGGAGCAAGUUUUCUUUUUCUA